AUGACGGCCGUUUUCACCGCACCGAAUUCCCCGCCCGAACUCUCGGGGUCCAAGUCCUCCAAGUCCUCGUCUUACCGAUCCUCCUCGCGCAUGUCUAGCCCCGACGGGGCCUUUACAGAUGUUGGGAACUUUGAAGAAAUCGGCCUAGAAGAUGAAUCCGUGUCAUAUAUGCAGCCCUCUGUUCCCUAUGGCCGAGCCCCCGGGGUCGCGCGGGCCUCGACAGCGAGGAUGCUGGCCAAGUCGCCGUCCUCGAAUACUCGCGAUUUAAUCUCUAAUUCACCGAGAAGCCCGUACCCAUCACAGGCACGCCCUGGUCCAAAGCUCAUGACUAGCUCGCGUGACUUGCAAACCCCGCGACCGUCCUCGAAGACUCGUCGUAAUCGGUCUGCUUCGCCCCUCCGACCCUCACCGGGCAUCGCCUCGUCUCCUGCAGCAUCAACGCAGACUCUAUCUCCAUCGCCCGCCAAUACUCUAUCUCUUAACCGAAAACCGUCGUGGCAGCGCAAUCGCAAGUCGCUGAAGGAGUUGGAGGAAGAAUACCAUGAUUCAGAUGACGAGCUCCCGGAAGAUGCCAGCUUAUGGAAUAUCCCUAUUUCCCCACGGCCAGCUGAGGACCGUGCCCCGUCUAGAGACCACAGCCCUAACCGGCAGAGCCCUGGGCCUCGGCCUUUCCCUCUAUCGCAUUCAGUCUCUGACGCGUCUGUUGCAACUCCGGCUCAACUAUCGCCUGCUACUUCUCGACCCAAUCGACAGAUGGUCCGAUCUAGCUCGGCUGGUCCCGAACGUGGCCAGAUUUCACCUCGCAACCCUCGCCUUUACUCUUAUAAUAGCAUGAUGUCCGACCUGUCCGAGGAGGCGAAGAACCUUACUCAGGCUCUGGAAUUUCACGCCGACGCGAGUGAUCGAAAGCGUGGAGAUAGCCUCCAGAGUGGAACUUCCUCAUUGAGAUCUAGUGAUGAAUCGAAGCGGGACUCCAAGGCCGCAAUUGAAUUGCCGCCUGUUCAAAAGUCCAAUAUCAUGAUCGACCCGUUGCCAAUUAGCAAAGAGAAGGAAAAGGUUCUUACGCGCACUCGUCCCAGCUGGCUUCCUCCAAAGGACCAGAAGGAGGAAAAGCGGCAUCUCAAGGAGUAUAAGCGAAUGAUGGAACAGUCUCGGGAAGCAGAAAAGCGUAAAGUCGCAAAGGCAGCUUCAGCCAAAUGCGAACGAGAUAACACCCGCGAUACGCUUCAGCAGAUUUGGGAUGACUACGUUUAUCCUAACUGGACAAAAGCCAUUGGUGAAACCCGCACCCGCGAGCUGUGGUGGCGGGGUAUACCAUCACGUAUCCGAGGACCGACCUGGAGUCGUGCCAUUGGGAAUGAGCUGGCUCUGUCUGAUGAAUCGUUCAACAAAGCCCUCAAGCGAGCCAAGGACGCUCGUGCCAAGUCUGAGGGCGACUCGGGCGAAAGCAAUAAAAGAUUGAUGGAGUGGUUUGACAUGAUCCAGAACGAUGUCUCGAAUGCUUUCCCGGAGCUGAACCUCUUCCAAGAAGGUGGCCCGCUGCGGGAAACGCUGGUCGAUGUGCUGGAGGCGUACUCGAUGUAUCGGAGUGAUGUAGGAUACGCGAGAGGUCUUCAUACCAUUGCCGCGCUUCUUGUGCUUCAAUUCCCAACCCCUUCGUCCGCUUUCUGCGCUAUGGCGAAUGCGCUUAACCGACCUCUGCCCGUUGCGUUUAUGACUAUGGACCGCGGGGCGGUUGGACGAACUUACUCGCUGGCGUCCACGACGCUUCGCUACAAAUUCCCACGCCUGGCCACCCAUCUCUAUGACACUCUGCGUCUGUCGGACGAGGAGAUCUUCGGAAACAUGUUCCAGUCGCUUCUCACCAACGGCCUCGACCUAGAGCGUCUCAGCCGUGUUUGGGACUGCUGGGUCUUCGAGGGUGACAGCAUCAUGAUUCGUGCUGCGGUUGCAAUUCUCGGCUGCCUGCAGACGCAACUGUUUGGUUUCACCAAGCCGGACGACCAAAGCCGUCUUGCAGCUAAGAACAUCCUUGCCUGGGGACCACACGACGUGGGAGCCCGACCUAAGGAGCGUCGUAGUGCGCCUGCAGCUCCUGUAGCAGGAUUUGGAGGUGGACUAGCUAGUGCGGGCGAUUACUGGAUCCUGUCAUCUGCCGGCGAUGAGGACGGGUUCAUGACUGAGAUGCGAGAGGCAGGCAAGGUGCGCGCGCAGGCAUCAUAA
Molecule: messenger RNA, 2223 nt
Organism: Aspergillus puulaauensis
Lineage: Eukaryota; Fungi; Ascomycota; Eurotiomycetes; Eurotiales; Aspergillaceae
Product: putative TBC domain protein
Exons: 2
Coding region: 1-2223 (740 amino acids)
Biological process (GO): activation of GTPase activity
Molecular function (GO): GTPase activator activity
Source: RefSeq, a predicted model, not a curated record